Messenger RNA from Guillardia theta CCMP2712, 517 nucleotides. RefSeq lists its product as hypothetical. The transcript has a single exon. Bases 48 to 431 code for a protein of 127 amino acids. The record is from RefSeq and is a predicted model, not a curated record. Lineage: Eukaryota; Cryptophyceae; Pyrenomonadales; Geminigeraceae.
CUCCUCCUCCUCCUCCUCCUCCUUACUCUUCUACACUCCUGUACAAAAUGAUUCUAUCUCAACAAUUCACCGCCAUUCUUAGACGAGCACUAUCAACAGUUCUGGUUGCCAUGCUUCUCUUGGCUCAUGGAGGAGAAGCGCGCCCCUCGAAACUGUCAAGAAUGACGAUCGACGUUUGCCCUUACCCAGCCAUGUAUGCAGAGGUCCAGCAGUCUAUCCUCAGGCUGGAGAUGGAGAACAGGAUGCUCUCUCGCCAGCUGGCCGAGCACCACGAGGCUAAUGGCGAGCUCACCAAGGCGCUCAAAGUCAUGGCUUCCUCGGUCUCAGAUAGUUCGGAAAUGAGCCUCGAAUGUGCAGAGACAACUAAGCUUCCUCUACGGCUGCGAGGUGGGGAUGAAGGCGCGUCAAGACAUGUUAGUCGAUGCAGAUGAUGGGGUGGCUGGAAGGUACCCGGACUCUUCCCUCAAUUCAUACUACACUCUUAUUCUUUCGCUAAUAAACUGAUUGUAAAAGUCCA